AUGGCGACGGAAACCGCAUUGGCUUUCCGGCAGAAGGCCCUGUUCGAGAUGAUUAUCGAGACGAUUGGGGAGGAUGCGAGCGAAGAUCUUCCCGGCGAUGUUCAGCAAGGAGAUGCCGCGGUGAUUGUCGCUUGUAGAGAUGCACGAUGGUUGCGUCUUUGAAAUCUUGCCAGAUCUCCUGAAAGAGCGCAGUCAGGUGAUCCAUCAGUUGGAGAUUUCCGUGCUUGUAGACCUCAGCAGGGAUCACGUCCGAUCCGGGUGCUUUCCCGCUGGAGAGCUGUUGCGCGGCCUUGAUGGUCUACUGGAGAGAUGGCGGGAGGUCGAGAACCACGUUGGUCUCCACUUGCGGCAAACGCUCGAUGGCGGCGUCGGAGAUGACGGAGGGGCGGUUGAGGACGCCUCGGAAAUGCUCGGCCCAUCGCUGCAGCAUUUGCGUCUUCACAGUCAGGAGAGUGCUUCCGUCGGCGCUGAGGAGAGGAGCAGUGCCCUUCGUCGGCGCACCGUAGACAGCUUUGAUUGCGGAGAAGAAGUUCUUCCAUUCGUUGCGGUCCACGUAACUUUGGAUUUCUUAGCUUUGCGAGCAGUCCAGGCGUCCUGCAUCUCGCGCAGUCGUUGCUGA
This is a messenger RNA of Spirometra erinaceieuropaei, 619 nucleotides long. Lineage: Eukaryota; Metazoa; Platyhelminthes; Cestoda; Diphyllobothriidea; Diphyllobothriidae. The record is from the annotation of a GenBank genome assembly.